Molecule: messenger RNA, 1981 nt
Organism: Bufo bufo (common toad)
Lineage: Eukaryota; Metazoa; Chordata; Amphibia; Anura; Bufonidae
Product: gastrula zinc finger protein XlCGF17.1-like
Exons: 2
Coding region: 88-990 (300 amino acids)
Biological process (GO): regulation of transcription by RNA polymerase II
Molecular function (GO): DNA-binding transcription factor activity; RNA polymerase II cis-regulatory region sequence-specific DNA binding
Source: RefSeq, a predicted model, not a curated record
GGUCCCCCGUGUAAGAGUGAGGUGGAGAAGGACAUUCCAGGAGAUGUCACCACAGAAAGUCUCUGUAAGAGUUCUGAGGGAAAUUUCAUGUUAUCACUAAAUUAUAAAGCAGAAGAUGAAGACAUCAUGGAUCACUCUUCAGGAGAAAACCUCAUUAUACUUAAUAUGCAUCCAGGACUUCACAGUACAGCUUUAUCAUAUUAUCCCACUAAUCUUGAGGAACCUUCUCCUUUCCAAUCAGAGAUUGUUACCACAAGUACAGAUCAGAAAGGGUGUGAAAUCUCAGGUCUUUCUACAAACAGAAGAACUCACACAGUAAAGAAACCAUACUCCUGUUCAGAAUGUGGAAAAUGUUUUAAAGAUAAAUCACAUCUUGUUAUACAUGAGAGAAGUCACACAGGAGAGAAACCAUAUUCAUGUUCAGUAUGUGGAAAAUGUUUUGUAGAUAAAUCACAUCUUGUUACACAUAAGAAAAUUCACACAGGAGAGAAGCCGUUUUCAUGUUCAGAAUGUGGACAAUAUUUUGCACAAAAAGCAAGUCUUUUUAAACAUCAAAGAUGUCACACAGGAGAAAAGCCAUUUUCAUGUUCAGAAUGUGGGAAAUGUUUUGCACAAAAAUACAAUCUUGUUGAACAUCAGAGAAUUCACACAGGGGAGAAGCCGUUUUCAUGUUCAGAAUGUGGACAAUAUUUUACACAAAAAUCAAGUCUUUCUAAACAUCAAUAUUGUCACACAGGAGAAAAGCCAUUUUCAUGUUCAGAAUGUGGGAAAUGGUUUAAACAAAAAUCAUGUCUUAUUAUACAUCAAAGAUGUCACACAGGUGAAAGGCCAUACUCAUGUUCAGAAUGUGGAAAUUGUUUUUUAUAUAAAUCACAACUUAUUAUACAUGAGAGAAGUCACACAGGAGAGAAGCCAUACUCAUGUUCAGAAUGUGGGAAAUGUUUUAGACAAAAAUCAGAUCGUGUUAUACAUGAGAGAAUUCACACAUGAGAGAAGCCAUAUUCUUGUUUAGAAUGUAAGAAAUAUUUUACACAGAAAUCACAUUUUAUUAGACAUCAGAGAUUUCACGCAGGAGACAAGCCAUAUUCAUGCUCAGAAUGUGGAAAAUGUUUUAUAUAUAAAUCAUAUCUUGUUAUACAUGAGAGAAUUCACACAGGAGAGAAGCCUUAUUCAUGUUCAGAAUGUGGAAAAUGUUUUAGAGAAAAAUCAGAUCUUAUUACACAUGAGAGAGGUCACACAAGAGAGAUGCCAUUUUCAUGUUCAGAAUGUGAGAAAUGUUUUACACGGAAAUCACAUCUUGUUAAACAUCAGAGAUUUCACAAAGGAGAGAAGCCAUAAUAAUGUUCAAAAUGUAGGAAAUAUUUUAGAGGAAAUUCAUAUCUUGUUACACAUGAUAGGUCAUACAGCCAGACAAGCCAUAUUCAUGUUCAGAAUGGAGAAGCGCUUUUCAGAUAAAUCAAAACUUGCUAAACAUCAUAGAUUUUUACAAAGGAGAGAAACCCUUUUCACAUUUUUUUUUAUUAGGUUUAGAGAUAAGCAAAUGUCAAAAAAAAUUGGGCUCUGAUCUGUCCAUGCAGUUAUAUUCAGGUCCAAAUAAAUUGUACCCUGGAAAAGCCUCCUCCUUUUUGGUGUCCCUUUCUAUUCCUUGAUUGUCCCAAAUUGCAUCGCACAAUAAUCUAAUUCUGUAGAAUCUGAAUUUUUGCUAAAAUUCUAGACAUACUUCUGAAUUUUAGAAUUUAUUUGCCCAUCCCUAAUUAGGUUGUUAAUGGAGCCAAUAAGAGGGUUUAUUUUUUGGGUGGAAUUAGCCCAGAUCUUCCAGACGACCAAAUUAUGUUCCUUUAAGGUCAACUAUAAGUAAGAUCCAUGGAAGAAAAAUAUUGUGUACAAUGGCAUAACUAGAACUGACUGCGCCCCACAGCAAAUUUUGGAAUCCUCCUCCUCCCCAGCAAUCUUCUUCUCCUGUGCAACCCUCACUUCUCUC